UUCGCGAUAAACAUAUAUCCUGUCCAAACCAGUCUUUCUCCACUCCACUUUGCCCUACUCCCCCGUUUCCCCCUUCCCAGCUGAGCCUGUGCUAUCAGUCAAAGCUCUCUCUCUUUCUCUCAGGUGCUUUAUUUCCUAUGGCGUUUGCAAAUUUUCAUGGACUUAGAGCUCUGCAAAUUUCUUCACGAGAAAGCAUUUUCAACCAUGGAAGCUGCCACACACGAACUGAUACAUCCAACAGUAGAUGUUUUGCUGUCAAGGCUUGCAGUAAGAAACCUGAUCAAAACAUUCAUCUUGAAUCUAAGCAAUUUCAGUUAAAUUCGGUGUUGGACAGUGUGAAAUGGGAUGAGAAGGGUUUGGCUGUGGCUAUAGCUCAAAAUGUUGAUUCAGGGGCAAUUUUAAUGCAAGGAUUUGCCAAUAGGGAAGCACUUGCUACCACAAUUGCUUCCAAAAAAGCAACUUUUUAUAGCAGAUCAAGAUCAUCUUUGUGGAUAAAAGGGGAAACUUCUCUUAACUUCAUCAAUGUUCAUGAUAUCUUUCUUGAUUGUGAUCGUGAUUCUAUUAUAUAUCUUGGAAAACCUGAUGGGCCCACUUGUCACACUGGAGCUGAAACUUGCUAUUACACAUCCGUUUUUGAUGCCUUAGAUCAUCAACCACAGGUUGAAGAAAAUAAUAAACUGGCAUUAACAACAUUGUACUCAUUGGAAUCCACACUUUCUAGAAGAAAGGAAGAACUUUCAUCUCCUCAACAAGGCAAACCAUCUUGGACAAAACGUUUGUUGCUUGAUGACAAACUAUUAUGCAAAAAGAUCCGGGAAGAAGCAGAUGAGCUUUGCAGAACACUAGAGGAAAACGAGGAUGAAUCACGAAGUGUGUCAGAGAUGGCAGAUGUGUUGUAUCAUGAAAUGGUGUUGUUGAUUCGCAGAGGAUUAAAAUUUGAAGAUGUUCUUGAGGUUCUUAGAUGCAGAUUUACUCAAUCGGGAAUUGAAGAAAAAAAUAACCGAAAACCAAAAAUCAUCAACUGAUCUUAUGAUCUGAUUCGUAUUAAUUUGCUGCAUUUUGUAGCUUAAAUGUAUUGACAUUUUUUUUUUUAAAAAAAAAAAUCUUAAGAUUGUUAUAAGAUUUGGAGUUGAGUUGAUCAAACUUGUGUUAGAUUUGAUGUUUUUCUUGUUUUUGUGAAAAGACUUUUAUUAUGAUUAA
This is a messenger RNA of Lactuca sativa (garden lettuce), 1200 nucleotides long. It is a transcript of the gene AT-IE, whose product is annotated as histidine biosynthesis bifunctional protein (HISIE). Gene Ontology annotation, biological process: L-histidine biosynthetic process. NCBI's taxonomy places the organism in Eukaryota, Viridiplantae, Streptophyta, Magnoliopsida, Asterales, Asteraceae. Gene Ontology annotation, molecular function: phosphoribosyl-AMP cyclohydrolase activity; phosphoribosyl-ATP diphosphatase activity. The record is from RefSeq and is a predicted model, not a curated record.